AUGCAGCAGCCACAUUAUAUUCGAUUCAUUUCUCCACCAAACGCAAAUUCUAUCUUGAACACUUUACCACAAGGUAAAAUUCGAUUCAUAUCGAUUCAACCAUCAAUCUCCGUUCGGACUUCUACUCCAUCGCGUCAAAUUGUGAACAAAAUCGAACAUUCAUCAUCGGUUACGGAUCUACCCUGUGGAAAACCAUCUUCGACACAUCAAAUAACUGAUUCAUCAACAGAUGCUAUACAAAAUGAAGCACCUAGUACGCAAGUGGCUGUGCCUGCUGUCGAAACAAUUUCAACGACAUCAUCACCAUCCAUCAGCAUCUGCACGAAUGAAUCAAAAACUAUUGAUCCGAUAUUAAAAGCUGAUUCGAGUGAAAGACCUUACAACGAUAACAGCCUUCUGUCAGAUUCAAUGAUGACUGAUCAAGAAGAUCUAUUAGAAGAAAUAAUCAAUGUUGAAGUGCCAGAUCUCAACUCAACUCAGUUGACCAAGGAAACGGACGAAUCGUUUUCAUUUUCAAAUGAUAUUGAGCGAACAAUAAGUCCAAUCCGUCGGGAUUCACCUACUCUCGAGAGCCGAAAAAGUAAUCAGGCUAUUGCUGAAUGUAGUACGAAAACACUGUUGUCAUUAUCAACUAAGAAAAAUCAAUCGUCGAAGAAAAAGUCUGCAGAUAUGAAAUCUGACUUGAUGAAACAAUUACUCGUGAAAAUUGAAGAUGCUAAUGCAGCUGCUGCUGAAUCCGAGGUUAAAAUGCUUAAGCUUCUGGAAAAGCAAACACAACUUCAGGCUGAAAGUGUUCAAAAUGAUAAGGACUUUUUGAAUGUAUUCAAAAUGCUUGUUCAUAAUAUCAGCACUGGACAAUGA
Messenger RNA from Adineta ricciae, 861 nucleotides. Lineage: Eukaryota; Metazoa; Rotifera; Eurotatoria; Adinetida; Adinetidae. The record is from the annotation of a GenBank genome assembly.